GGUGGGAAUUCCCGCGUUUUGAUUUUUAAUAUUGCGAUCAAGCUCUUCAGAACCACAGAUCGACUGGGGUGAUCUUGCUUGACGGGUCUCCAAGAGCUACAGUUUCACAACCCUUUUACGACAGAAGAUCUCUGAAAAUAUGCCUGUCACAAGAAUGCGAAUGAGGCCAUGGUUGGAAUUACAGAUAAAUUCUAAGAAGAUUCCAGGAUUGUGCUGGAUAAAUAAGGAAAAGAGGGUUUUCCAAAUCCCAUGGAAGCAUGCUGCUCGACAUGGUUGGAACCUGGAGACAGAUGCCUGUCUAUUUCGAAACUGGGCUGUACAUACAGGGAGGUUUAGGCUGGGAAUAGACAAACCAGAACCCAAAACAUGGAAGGCCAAUUUCCGAUGUGCUAUGAACUCUUUGCCUGAUAUAGAAGAAGUGAAGGACAAAAGCAUUAACAAAGGCUCCAGUGCUAUUCGAGUAUAUCGGAUGCUUUAUGUGUCAAAACAAAAAGAAAAGAAGCCACGAUUGUCCAAAGAACUAAAAAGCAAAAACAGGAGAAGGACAAAGUCAAAGGUCAAGGAAGAAAUGACAGAAACUACUGCAAUAACAUCACCAACUGAUCAUACCACAUACACCGCACCAGAGCUAUAUACUGCACAGGAAAUGGUGGUUGACAGCACAGUGUCUUUUGAAGAAACCUUUGCAGCAAUGCAGCAUCUGCCUGAGUGGCCUUCAAACCACAUAGGAGAGGAAUGUGAAAAUGAAGUCGCGAGCACAAUGGCUAUGCACCCAUUUGAGAUUUCUCCUUUACCCUCUCCUGCAACGACUAGUGACAGCUUCAGCUUCCUUUCCGGAGAUGAGAGCUCAGGGGAAUCAGUACCUGAACACAGUUCAUGGGAACAUAGUACCAUUGAAGGAAGGGGCUUCUUCAGCAACAUAAUGGGGAACAAUCAAUUAAAUUUAAUUGGAUCUGAUAUCAGGCCCAGUGAACUCGAAGUGACUUCACGUUCCUUACUUCCGGAUAUCGAAUGGUCAGAAACAACAGGUGAUUUUUUAGUCAGGAGUCAGCCGGACUUAAGGCAAGGAGCAGAGUUAUUGAAUUGGUCUGAAUAUUCGAACUGGCCAAAUGGAUCUCUCAUCAGCUGCACAUGAAUUAAGACUGUUAUGCACUAAAACAGUGCAUUAUGUACAUAGAUUUUUAGUGUACCACCGCUAUCUUUGCAUUUUGUUACGAGACUUCUUGACAUACAAGUCUAAUUACAGAAAUUAAAUUGGAUGGACAUUUGACGUCUUCAUGAAGCAACUCAAAAAAACUAUUCCUUUGACCAAUGCAAAGAACAAUCUGCUAUACAUGGAAACAUUGCUGAUAGAAAGGAAAUGCUCUUCAUGUUUGCCUAAGAAGGAAAAUACAUUAAUUUUCUUGUUUUACUGCAUGUAGAUCUUAGCACAAAUGUUCCUCCAUGCAUAAUCUUACAACUUUCUGAAAUCAUGAAGAAAAUAAUCAGGCUAAAAUGCCUACAAAUAUAGUAUCUCUUUACUAUAUAAAACCACAGUAUACAGUAUGUUACCUCUCAACACAAGGUUGCUAACACUGAAUUAUUUGUCAGAAAAGUUUUAUCUAACACUGGAACUGAAUUUCUUUCUACAGUAGUAAUCAUGUUAUACAGGUGAAGGUGACUUACAAAUUAUUUUACAAACAUUAUAAAUGGUAAUGCGUCUGUUUUUAAAAUUUCCCCAUAAUUGAUAUUUUAAGAAAGAUUUUUUGGAUGUUAAUAAACAUUACAUUUUGUUAAAAAUUUCAUUGUAAAAAUCUUGAUGUUAUUAUUUUACUAAUUACUUUUGUCCAUAAACAUGCUAGCUCAAGAUUCAUAGGCUUAUAUUCCCAGAAUGUAGAAGGGUACAAGACAAUCUGAAAAUUUUAGGAUAUUGGAAGGAAUUACAGUUUGUUUUUGAUGUUCGAUAAAUAGAGGAUCUAGCUGAAAAAUUAGAGCUAAACUAUUCAGAAGGGGAAAUGUAAAACACUUCUGAUGUAAAGUGGAACAAUUAUACUAGUCUAGCACUCACGAAGAGUAGAAGUUACUUGAGUUACCAUUUUAAAUAUAUUUGUUAACCAAGGGAAUAAUUAAUAUGGAGCUAAUAUACAUGGCGGAAAUUAGGAUACAGAUUGGCCAAUUUUUAAAUGGGGAACCUAAUGUCCUUCUCUUAGUCAAUGUACCA
This is a messenger RNA of Hypanus sabinus (Atlantic stingray), 2200 nucleotides long. Its product is annotated as interferon regulatory factor 1-like. Gene Ontology annotation, molecular function: DNA-binding transcription factor activity, RNA polymerase II-specific; RNA polymerase II cis-regulatory region sequence-specific DNA binding. The transcript is spliced from 10 exons. Gene Ontology annotation, biological process: regulation of transcription by RNA polymerase II; immune system process. The coding region runs from base 140 to 1135 and encodes 331 amino acids. NCBI's taxonomy places the organism in Eukaryota, Metazoa, Chordata, Chondrichthyes, Myliobatiformes, Dasyatidae. The record is from RefSeq and is a predicted model, not a curated record. Gene Ontology annotation, cellular component: nucleus.